Arabidopsis thaliana (thale cress) is the source of this 1739-nucleotide messenger RNA. RefSeq names its product protein FLC EXPRESSOR. Lineage: Eukaryota; Viridiplantae; Streptophyta; Magnoliopsida; Brassicales; Brassicaceae. Bases 110 to 640 code for a protein of 176 amino acids. Gene Ontology annotation, cellular component: nucleus; cytoplasm. The transcript has 2 exons. The record is from RefSeq and is marked reviewed.
AUUUUAACAACGAACUCGGAAUAAAAAAGCUUUUGACAGAGAGAACGACCAUAAUUCAAUUAGGGAAGUACUUUCACAAACCGGAGAAGAUUAUCGGAGAUCGCAAACUAUGGCCGGACGAGAUCGUUAUAUUCCAUCAUCAGCAGUUUCAACUUCAUCAUCUUCAAGAUUAUUAGAAUCUCAAUUAAUCGAAUCCGAUCGAAAUCGAGCUCGAUCUGUAAUCCUCGAGGAUCGAAUCGCAAUCCAACACCGUGAAAUCCAAUCUCUUCUCAACGACAAUCAACGAUUAGCUGUAGCACACAUCGGACUCAAAGACCAGCUCAAUGUAGCUAAGCGUGAGCUCGAACGGUUACUUGAAACCGCUGUUAAAGUUAAAGCGGAAGGAGAAGCUAAAGUGCGUGAGGUUUAUCAGAAUGCGUUGAGAAUGGAGGCGGAGGCUCGUGUGAUUGAUGGACUUGGAGCUGAGCUUGGUCAGGUUAGGUCUGAUGUACAGAGGUUAGGUAGUGAUAGACAGGAGUUAGCUACGGAAUUGGCUAUGUUUGAUGAUGAGAUGGCUAAGGCUAAACCGAAUUCGGAUCGAGCUAUUGAGGUUAAAUUGGAGAUUGAGAUUCUUCGAGGAGAGAUUCGUAAAGGAAGGUGAAAAUUUGAAUUCUCUUUGUUGUUUUUGUUGGAACAUUGGAUUUGUUAUCUUGUAGUGUAUACUCAUAUGAUGGUUUUUUGGAUGCUUAUGGAGUAGUAAUGAAUUUGUUUGAGGUUUGGGAUAUGAAACAGGGCUGCUCUUGAGCUGGAGAAGAAGACACGAGCUAGUAACCUUCACCAUGAGCGCGGUAUGGAGAAGACUAUCGAUCAUUUGAAUCGAGAGAUUGUAAAACUUGAGGAAGAAUUGGUUGAUCUGGAGACUAAAGCUAGAGAAGCAAAUGCAGCUGCUGAGGCAGCUCCAACCCCAAGUCCUGGAUUGGCUGCAAGUUAUGGAAACAACACCGAUGAUAUAUAUGGAGGUCAAGGCCGGCAAUACCCGGAGGCUAAUGGUACUCAUGAGGUACACAUGAGUCUAUAGAUAAGUAGUAACUUUACGUGAUCAUCUGUUAGAAGUUCUCCUAAUUUAGCAUUAUUAUGGAGAAGGAGAAGAUUGGACUAAUUGUUUGUAAUGAUUGGCAUACCAAGUUCUGAUUGUCUUACAUUCUGAACUGAUAUCUUAGCAAAAUAGCUAGUUCUCAGGGAAAAAAGUUAUGUUCAUAGGUUAGUAAGUGUCCAACUUGUACAAGUAUCCGUUGGUUAGUGAGAAUUGUUGUAAACUCAUAAUUGACUGAAUUCAACGCUUAUGAUAAGAUUGCGGUUUUACUUUAACAUUGUUCGAUUCUAGUAGUGUUUAACAUCACACAAAUAUACACUUCAGGCAUAUAGAGCAUCGGAUUGUCUCUCUCAAGACCCAUCUACUCCAUUGCAGCAUCCUCUGAAUAAUACUCAACAUUCUAGUGUGUUGUGAUAGUGUCUUGCUUACGUUUGAAUAGGCCAGCCAUAUACUUGAUUUGACAAUUUUUGUUUUAGUGUAUCUUAUUUAGCGAGUGUAUUCAACCAAAUAAUUUAUUUGAUUGAAGUUCGAAGAAUUUUUCUACUCUGUAUUCUCAGUUCGAUUUUUGAGGUUUACAUUAAUUUACAUACCUCAUCCAACUAUAAACAAACAAGGACAAGAGUUUGUGGUCCUUUUAGAAUUACAAAUUUUUAAAACUAUUCCAUUU